Sorex araneus (European shrew) is the source of this 1540-nucleotide messenger RNA. It is a transcript of the gene NIPSNAP3A, whose product is annotated as nipsnap homolog 3A. Gene Ontology annotation, cellular component: mitochondrion. The record is from RefSeq and is a predicted model, not a curated record. The transcript has 6 exons. The coding region runs from base 191 to 937 and encodes 248 amino acids. Lineage: Eukaryota; Metazoa; Chordata; Mammalia; Eulipotyphla; Soricidae.
GCUAGGGGCAAGCGCGGGCACGGACGGUUCAGUCCCGCUCUCCGACAACGCGCCUGGCGCCAGGGCCCGCCUGACCCCGCGGCCUCCCGGGGCGGAGCCGCUGCCGCGCCCCGAGCCCGAGUCCACAGGUUCACGCGCGGCCCGUCCGUGGCACCGAGGAUCCCAACAGCGACUCCCCGACGGCCGCGCCAUGCUCGCCCUGCGACGCAGCCUGGCGAGGGCUCUGGCCGCCCGGACGCCCCCGACCCCGCAGGUAUGCUCAUCUUUUGCUACAGGCCCCAGACAGUGUGAUGGAACAUGCUAUGAAUUUCGUACCUAUUAUAUUAAGCCCCCAAAGAUGAAUGAGUUCUUGGAAAAUUUUAAGAAUAAUGUUCAUCUUCGGACUGCUCAUUCUGAAUUGAUUGGAUAUUGGAGUGUCGAAUUUGGAGGCAGGCUGAAUAAAGUAUUUCAUAUUUGGAAAUAUGAUAAUUUUGCUCAUCGAACUGAGGUUCGGAAGGCAUUGGCCAAAGAUAAGAAAUGGCAGGAGCAGUUUCUCAUUCCAAAUUUGGCUCUAAUGGAUAAACAGGAGAGUGAGAUCAUGUACCUGGUGCCAUGGUGUAAAUUAGAAAAGCCUCCCAAAGAAGGAGUUUAUGAAUUGGUCACUUUUCAGAUGAAACCAGGUGGACCAGCACUCUGGGGUGAACCAUUUCAACGGGCAGUCAAUGCCCAUGUCAAUCUAGGCUACUCAAAACUAAUUGGUGUUUUCCACACAGAAUAUGGAUCCCUUAACCGAGUUCAUGUUCUUUGGUGGAAUGAGAGUGCAGAUAGUCGUGCCAUGGGGAGACAUCGGUCUCAUGAGGAUCCCAGAGUGGUGGCAGCUGUUCGGGAAAGUGUCAAUUACCUAGUGUCUCAGCAGAAUAUGCUUCUGAUCCCCACAUCAUUUUCACCGUUGAAAUAGUUUGCCACUGAAACACAAAGCCUUUCAUUUACUGCCAAUAAAAUGUGUCUGCUAAUAGUGCUUAAAUUUUCCAAGCGAUUCUUUUAUUUGGAGGAAGUGGUAAGUUAAUUCACUGUCUCUGCAUUUUGAAAGCCACCUCUUUUCAAUGUUAUUACCACCUGAGGAAAUAGUUAUAUUCAUUUUCAUUCUGAUAACAUAGCAUUUCUCAUAUUGAAAUGAUUUUGUGCUUGCAGUAUUUUAAAAUUGCUCCUAUGUAUCAACUCAUCCUGUCUGCUUUUACUGAAAUUUAAAAUGUUGCCCUUUAAAGUUUAUUUUGUGAUGCCGCUGGAAUUUAUUAAAUAUCAAAUCAAAUAUAUUUGAGACAGGCUAAUAUCUGUGUUACUUGUAUUAAUUCUGGCUUUCAAAUUAUUAGUCAGUCUGAUUUGGAAAAUAAUAUAAUUAUACCUAAGUUUAAAACAACUUUAGGAAACUUCCCUUCUAUGCUGGAAUGUAUGGGCUAUAGUUACAUUUGUUUAUUUUAUUUUGUAUCACUAACGAAGACUCGACUCAUGUUUUUAAGAUUUUUAUGGACUUGGAAAUGAUUACCCUAAUAAAAACGCAUUC